ACGACUUGAUAAUAGGUCCACCAUUAUUGUUUGAUACUCAAAUACUCUCUUCUUCUUUUCCUUCUCUGGUCUUCUCUCUUUGAAUUGAAUUAUGAAGAAGUUGUGUCGGAAUCUUGAUCGAGAGGAUGGGCUUGAAACUGUGCUUGAAGUCCCAAUUCCAGAGGAGAUUUUCAUCAGCAAGAACAGGGCAUGGCAGAACAUGAAGUCAUGGAUGAAGCCAAACGCUGAACCCACAUCAUCAUCAUCAUCAGUAUUCGGAGGCAAAACUACAGAGAUCCAACUAUUGUUGGGUGUUAUUGGAGCACCAUUACUCCCCUUCCCUAUAAGCUCUCAUAACAACAACCAACCCAUCAUCUCUCGCAACAUCAAACACCAUAAUAACAUUGAGGGUUCAAUGGCGAAAUAUAUUGUAAAGCAGUACGUGGCAGCAGUGGGAGGAGAAAGAGCUUUAAACUCGGUAGAAAGCAUGUAUGCAAUGGGUCAGGUGAGGGUAGGGAGCUCGGAGUUCUGGGGAGGGGAAGAAGGUGUUAUGAAGAAGAAAAAGAAAAAGAAGAGGACGACAAAGGAGGUGGCUGCGGCGGCGGGGGAGAUGGGAGGGUUUGUGGUGUGGCAGAAGAAGCCGGAGUUGUGGUGCUUGGAGCUGGUGGUUUCCGGUUACAAGAUAAGUGCCGGCAGUGAUGGAAAAGUUGCUUGGAGGCAAACACCUUGGCAUCAUUCUCAUGCCUCUAGAGGGCCCCCACGACCACUUAGGCGUUUAAUUCAGGGUAUUGAUCCAAGAUCCACUGCCAAUCUUUUCAACAACUCAAUAUGCAUUGGCGAGAAGACAGUGAACAAUGAAGAAUGUUUCACACUAAAACUAGAAGCAGAGUCAGCAUCACUUAAAGCAAGAAGCAGCAGCAAUGUAGAAAUAAUCCAACACACACUAUGGGGCCAUUUCAGCCAGAGAACAGGCCUUCUUGUUCAAUUACAAGACUCCUACUUGCUCAAACUCAAGUCCUCGCCGUCAUCCCAAUCCUGCGACGCGCCCGUAUUCUGGGAAACCAACAUGGAGUCCCUAAUACAAGACUACAGAGCCGUGGACGGCAUCCAAAUCGCGCACGCCGGGAAGACAUCCGUGUCGUUGUCAAGGUUCGGAGCCGAGGGGCCGAAUGGUUUUUCUAGGACAAGAAUGGAAGAGACAUGGAAAAUUGAAGAAGUGGAUUUUAAUAUUAAAGGCUUGUCCAUGGAAUGUUUCUUGCCACCUAGUGAUUUGAAGAGAGGUGAACAACAUAAAGCAGGGGAAGUGGCUACCACCAUUACUACUACUUCUACUACAAGCAACAAUAAUAAUAACAAUGCUAAUAAGUUGCCAUUUAAGAUUCGACAAGCUUCUUUUAAGAUUAGUGCUUCCAAAGUAGCUGCUGUUAACUUGGAUGAUUCAAGUGAUGAAAGUGAAAGUGAUGAGGACGUAAUGAUCCAAGAGUGAGACACAUCUUGUAAUGCAAAUUAAAUUUGCUUGUGUUCCUUUUGUAAAUACACCAUCCCAUUUCUAUGAUGGUGCUUGCUUGGUCAAGUUUUUAGGCUAGUUGUAGCAGCACACAUAUAUAGAAGUUAUGUAACUUAAUUCCUUUUUACUUCUUAAUUAAUUAAUUAGUUAUUCUAUUCCCAUCUAAGGGAAACCUUAAAAACAAAAGGCUAUAUAAAAUCCAGUAUUGA
Molecule: messenger RNA, 1695 nt
Organism: Arachis stenosperma
Lineage: Eukaryota; Viridiplantae; Streptophyta; Magnoliopsida; Fabales; Fabaceae
Exons: 3
Coding region: 92-1465 (457 amino acids)
Source: RefSeq, a predicted model, not a curated record